Messenger RNA from Bactrocera oleae (olive fruit fly), 5024 nucleotides. It is a transcript of the gene Shc, whose product is annotated as SHC-adaptor protein. The record is from RefSeq and is a predicted model, not a curated record. Gene Ontology annotation, biological process: cell surface receptor protein tyrosine kinase signaling pathway; intracellular signal transduction. Gene Ontology annotation, cellular component: plasma membrane. NCBI's taxonomy places the organism in Eukaryota, Metazoa, Arthropoda, Insecta, Diptera, Tephritidae. Gene Ontology annotation, molecular function: receptor tyrosine kinase binding.
AGUGAAAUGCUAAGCAAUACGAGUAUUCGCUGUUGCUGUGCAAGCGGUGAUAAUUGCAAGUGUUCGUAUAUCAAAUAUAAACUAAAAAUGCUUUCUUUAUGCAUAAAAAUGUAACGUGUUUGCGUAUCCGAAUAUAUAGUAGCCAACAAAAACUUAAAAUAUCAAUUGAAUUUACAAAUCAACGUAAUUUGAUAUAUGCUCAAUAUUUUACGUUUCAAAUUCACUCGCUAAAUUUGAUAAACGAACUACUUAAUGUACUCGUUGAAAUGCCAGCGCUGACAGAUGUUAAACGAGCAACCUGCCAUUUGCCGUCUGUUUUUGACUUUUCCUGUCAGUUGAUUAAAGUAACGCGAUAAUAACACACCACUAAAUUCUAGUAGUGCAUUGCUUGUGUGAACAUUUUUUUUGUUGUAAAGCAAUUUGAAUUGAGCAAUAAUAUUUAAACGCCAUAAGACUAAUAAAAAAAUUGCUAAUUGGUUAAAAUAUUCGCUUACUAAAACAAAGUUGUACAAUCGUUUACUAAUAACAAAUCAAACUAAUUUAGCAAACGCGCAACACUUCUUGCUAUUAGCCAGUACAUAGAGGAAGCAGGUAUCGACACAUACAUGCGCUUGUUAUGGCGUCCACUGGCAAAUAAUCGAAGCGAAUUAUUAAAUAAAAUGUGAUAUUAAUGUGCAAGAAAUUGGCAAAAAAAGAAAGGAAUGAGUUGAGUGCUUGUGAAAAUAUUGUAAAAAUUAAAAAAUAUAUAUGAAAAAAUAUUGUGACUUGUGUGUUGAGUUAAUAGUUUUUCGCUUUGCUUUGUACAAGUGAAGGAAUUUGGCGUCGGUGCCGAUUUGCGGAUCGUUGUGGUAAAGCAGGCAUACAAGACAACAGAUAUUUGGUAAACACCAACGCUGACCAAUAGCAAGUAUUGUAUAGUCUAUGCGAAUACAAUAACGUAAAGCGAAUGCACAUAGUAAAUGUAUGUAAAUUGCUGCCGUAAAAUCAACUGAAUAUUAUAAAUUCACGAAGGAGUCGACAUUUAUCACAGUAAAGUACGCCGAAAUGCCACGAAAUGGCUGUGAGGCCAAUGGAGGCGUUGCAAACGAUGGUUGCGCUUAUCCCGAUGAGCUGAUCAUGGAGCAGGGCGUCUCCUUCAAUGUGCGGUACACCGGCUGUGUGGAGGUGAAAACUUCAAUGAAAUUGUUGAACUUCGAAACGAGAACCAAAGUUGCGCGUGAAUGCAUCAAUCGUGUUUGUGAAGCGGCUGGCCUCAAAUCGGCCGGCAAGCGGCGUGUAGACAAGAAGAUACUGCACUAUAUCUCCGAUCGGCCGCACAUGCAGAAUGCCGGCACAAACGUCAUCAUCAACGUGUCGAGUCGUGCGCUGGAUUUGGUAAACGCUGAGACGGGCCAACGCAUAGCCAGUCACAAUAUGCCACACAUAUCUUUUGCAUCCGGCGGCGAUUCGGACACUUUGGACUUUCUGGCGUACAUCGCCAAGAAUGAGGACGAGUGGCGUGCCUGCUACGUGCUCGAGUGCAUCGGCGGACAGAGUGAAGACUUAAUAUUGACAAUCGGCAAAGCGUUCAUGUUGCGCUUUAAUGCAAUCAAACACUUGAAAAGCCAAGCUGUUUUGAACCUCAACACACCUGCGGAGAAUAGCAAAGACUACUACAAUGACUUGCCCGACAAAUUACCGCCGGACUUGUUGAGCGAGAACGAUCUGCCACCGGAAUUGCAAAAGCAAUUGCUGCUGCAGCAUCAACAGCAACAGCAGCAAACACAAUUACCUCAACACAAAGUGGGACAGCUGAACUUGAAGAAACCACGCGAUCGUCUUAGCAGUAAUCUCAUAGAUCUAAAUAGUCCACCGCCAGAUCAGACUACCACCAAAAUGAAUCUCAGCAAUUUCGACCCAAUGGCCGAUACAGAGGGCGCUUGUGCGCUACCACAAGCACCCGUGCGUGAUGUGUUCGAUAUGCAACCCUUUUCGCUCUCCGCCGAAGUGCAGCGUUCACAACUUAACACCGAACUGUGGUUCCAUGCGGGCAUUAGUCGACAAAUUGCCGAGGGUAUGCUCAAAAAUGACGGCGAUUUUCUGGUACGCGAAUCUCAGGGUAAACAUGGUCAAUACGUGCUUACCGGUUUGGAGGUGAAAACACCCAAACAUUUGUUGCUAAUCGAUCCCGAGGGUGUGGUGCGUACUAAAGAUCGCAUUUUCGACAGUAUCAGCCAUUUGAUAAACUAUCAUUGGGCUAAUGCAUUGCCGAUUAUUUCCGAAGAUUCGGAAUUAGUAUUACGCAAUCCCGUAUUGCGGCAAUCGGCCGCGCAACAACAACAACAACAAACAGCAAUUGCAGCGCAUCAUCAUCACCACACACAGCAACAACAACAGCAACAUGCACAUCAUGCGCGUCCAGUUGUAAAUUCUUGAUGAGCCCCAACGUGAGCUUGGCUAAAAUAUUGAGAUUCUUAUUGAUUUAGUACAUACGUACAUACACAUAUAUAUAUAUAUAAUAGUAGAUAAUAAGUAGUUAGUUUUAAGUUACACGCAACGUGGACAAAACGUGAAAAGUGUCUGUAUCACAGUGUAUUUUGUAUGUGUAGUGGUAUUUGCAUAAUUUAAUGUUUUUACUAAUUGCUUUCAGUUGUAUUUUAGUUGCUGUUUUUAUCAUUUUACUUUCCAUAAAUUAAACGCACAUUUGUUAGUAUUUUAUUUACAAAAAAAUAUAUAUAUAUUUUCUUUUUAUUUUAUAGUUAAUGAUGUUGUAAUAAAUUUUGUGUAUUUAUAUUUAUGUAAAUUUUGCAUUUUGAGUCGAUUAUGACUGUCUGUCGGUAUAUACGCGAAUUAGUUCCUCAGUUUUUGAGAUAUCGAUCCGAAACUUUGCACACAUCCUUUUCUCCCCAAAAAGCAGCUCAUUUGUCAGAACCGCUGAUAACGGACCAUUGUGGCAUAUAGCUGCCAUACAAACUGAACUAUCGGAAAAAAGUGCUUGUGUGGAAAGCUUUUUCAUUUCACGAGAUAUCUCCAAAAAAAUUUGCAUGGGUUAUUUUCUAAGGCAACAAUGUAAUCUACGAAAAAAUUGUUCAAAUCAGAUCACUAUAGCAUAUAGCUGCCAUACAAACUGACCGACCCAAAUCGAGGUAAAGAUCAUUUUAUAUCGGUUUAUGCUAUGAGAAAUUUAUUGAGGUAUUAUAGGAAGUUAACGUUUUUUUUAAAUUUUUUUGCUUUGACUAACGAGUUUUUGAUUUGCUAUGAUAGAUAUGUAUCUUUUUUCUUCUAACAACUUUAUGUACUUUUUUUUUUGAAAUUUAUAUACAUAUGUAUAUAUUAUGGAGACCCCAUUUGCUAGCUUUUUCGAUUAAUACAUGCAUACAUAUCCCGCUUCAAAGCUCAAACAAACCGGAACUGACACAAUCUUGAGCUUAAAAAUAAGUAUAUAUUUAUACUUUUACAUAUACAUAUAUUUAUAUAGGUACAUAUUUUGUAAACUUAGCUGUAUGUAGACUAACAUAAUUUAAUACAAACAUAUUUACAUAAAAACUGCAUAUUUAAAACUGAAUGCAUGGCAGUUUUUUUUUCAUAAAAACGCAUUGCGAAGGCUACAGGAAUUCAUAGUUUAUAAAUUCUAUACAUAUAGACGUAGUUUAUCACUGCAACACUUUUAUUAACAAUUUUAUACCAACAGAAAAUUAAAAAUUUAUACAUAAAUAUUUGCAGGAGUAUGUGCAGGGUUGCAUUAAAAAAUAAUUGAAUUACCAAUUGAAAUAAUUUUUUUUUUUUAUUUUGAAAUCCCAAAUACGGGAUUAACAUUUAAAAAAAAAAAAAAAAAAUGUUUAACUUCGUAAUAAAAAAAAUUUGAAUCCCAAAAACCGAAUUAAACAUUUAUUUUUGAAUUUUUUAUUUUAAUCCCAAAUACCGGAUUAAAAAAUUAAUAAACAAAAUUUUAAUCUCAAGCAUAUAAUUAAAAAUUAAAAAAAUAAUUUUUUUUAGAAUUAAAUUUUUUUUUUUCGUUUAUUCAAAUCAAAAAAUAAUAUUUUCAGUUUGUCUAGCAACAUCGGAAUUAAAAAACGAAAAUCAAAAUUUUUAAUCCAAGUAUCGGUAUUUAAAAAUAAGAAUAUAAUUUUUAAUCCAAAAUUUUUUAAUAAAAAAGUGCAACUGCACAUGUAUAUUUAUGAACAUUCGCAUUUAAGAAUAUUCCGAUUCAAAUGCUUAAGAAAAAAUCAUAAUAUAUAAAUUUGUAUAUAUUUAAUAUACAUUUAUAUAUAUAUAUAUAUAUAUAUAUAUAUAUAGUAUAAAUACGAGUUUGCACACAUUUAAUAAUAGAUCUGUACAUACUAUUUUUCAAUAAGAAAAUUUAAGGAAAAAAAAUAAAAUUCUGCUUAAAAGCAUAUUCAUAUCAAAUUAUAAGUUAUACAUUAAUCAAAUAUAUAUAUAUAUAUAUCUGCAUAAUUAGAUGUAUUUUCCUAAAAACCAUUUCCUAGUAAUUAUUUAUCAAACCUGCAGCUUCAAAUUUUAAUUUUUUUUGAAAUUUUCAAAAUUUGUUAUUUCUCAUAUAUGCACAUACAUAUGUUACCUAUGUAUAUUUUAACAAAUAUAAUGCUGUAAUAAUGGCUGAGCAUUAUACUUAAUUCAUUUGUCAAGUUGAAUAGUUGUGUCAUCUCCUUAUAUGCGUUUUUAUGUUAUAUUAUAUAACCAACUCUCCAAAUUGCCUUAUUUACCCGGUAAAUAUGUUGAUACCUCAAAAAUGAACAGUUUUAAUGAAUUUACGCUAAAAAACUUAAUUAAGCACAUAUUAUCCGACUAUAUAAAAUAUAUAGAUUUAAUAAGCAUUGUAGAUGUAUACAUGCAUAUGUACAUACAUAACAUACAUAGUAUUAUUCAUUAGUACAUAUUAAUUAUAACUAUAAAUAUAAUACUUCUAAUAUACUAUACAUCAUAUACAACACACAUAAGUAUGCCAGUACAUACAGCAAUACAUACAUAUGUAAGUAGAGAAAGAGGAAAGUAGAAAAUAAAGAAAUCAAUUUUCAAUCAAAAAA